Zychaea mexicana is the source of this 1388-nucleotide messenger RNA. RefSeq lists its product as uncharacterized. The coding region runs from base 33 to 902 and encodes 289 amino acids. NCBI's taxonomy places the organism in Eukaryota, Fungi, Mucoromycota, Mucoromycetes, Mucorales, Lichtheimiaceae. The record is from RefSeq and is a predicted model, not a curated record. The transcript has a single exon.
UUUCCCAAAGCAAAAGAGAAAAAGAAAUAAUAAUGUUGCGAUCAAGUACUGCGUUGAGAAGUCUCCAAUGGCGAUCGUCACUGGUUACAUUACGACAACAGUCAACAGCAGCUGCCGCGGCUGCCGCUCCAGCUGAAGAAGUACAGCAGCCUUCCGAACAACCACAACAACCACAAAAGCAACAAUCACGAGCCCAGCUUUCCGUCCGUCUUGGUGGUUCCGGUCGUGGCAAAUCACUCGAAGCUGCCGAUCCCUUUUCCCAGUUCUUAAACAAUGCUCAACAACAAAACUUUAAACGCAUGGGAUUCCGUGGCAAACAAAAGGCAAAGGCAGCACCAGUACCUGGCCAGUUCGACGAUGCAUCAGAAGGGCAACAGCCACAGCAACAACGUCCGAAGAACCAGCAACAACAGCAACGAUCUAGAGGAAACAACAAUAACAACAACAAUCGUCCACAACAGCAGCAGAAGCGUCAGGCAGACGGUGCUAACCAACAGCGACAGCAGCGUCAGCAGCGACAGCCACGACAGAACAACAAUGUCUCACGGAAGCCGGCUGUAGAGAGCCGACGAGUAACAACAUUUAUCGACAAGGAUAUUGACUGGACGGCAAUGAGCGGAUUUGAUGAUCAGGAGAGCGAGGUGGCUGCGUCAAUGGUGUCAACGGAACAGACGGCGGAGGAGCGUGAAAAGGUGAUGUUGGAGCUGCAGACGGGAGACUAUGAACGGUAUUUCCAGGUGUCGAAUGGAAUGCAGUUCGCACAGGCAGUCGACGCAGAAAGCCUGAACUCGCUGGUGGGAGGCAAUGCCAGCUAUGGCUUUGAUCAAAAGACGGCAUUCCUGAGCGCGGUGUCCAAGGCAACAUCCGGUGGUGGUGCUGCUGCUGCUGCUCCCCAAAAGUGAAAGAAGAACAUAUGUCUGUGAUACACACUUUGUAAACAUCUUUAGAAUUCUAUAAAAAAAGAACUCCACUCACCACCGCCUUCCCACUCCCACUACACGACCAUUUCAUCCAGCAUAACAACUCCCGCUCUUUAAGAGCGUAUACUAUCUUUAAAGUAUCGUUGGUGCCUCUAUUAGCACCUCCAGUAACAAAACAGUGCAAUCCCAAGCUUUCUAAAAUAUACAUUUUCAUUCUACACAUCUGCACGCCUAUUGUCCCAACUGUUUAGCAUCUCUGCAUGCUCAUUUUUUUUCCUACCUUGCUGUUGUGGAACCCAGCCCGAAAAAAAUAAUAAUAAUUUGAUUAGAACACCGUGCGCUCGCACGCAUAUCACAUAUGCUCAGAAAUACUUUAUUUUCGCGCAUGGCGAGGAAAACACUUGGCACAUGGAAAACUUUUGCUUUGAUUUCCAAUUACUCUUGGCGCGUCUCUGGGAUAUAUUAUGU